GAAAAGGUCCGUGUUUCACACGUGGUGGCAGCGCUGAACUGAAUCCGGUGGCGUUGCGGCGGAGCGGCUGCAGGAAAAGCGCAGAUUAAUCUCUAAUAAACACAGUUUAAUACAGAUCCAGAGUGAAGAUGAAGCCCGGAUUCAGCCCGCGAGGUGGCGGAGGCCGUGGAGGUUUCGGAGGAGGUUUUGGAGGACGAGGCCGUGGAGGUGACCGUGGAGGAGGAAGAGGAGGAUUCAGAGGAGGAAGGGGAGGAGGAGGUGGAGGUUUUAGGUCUCCGGGUGGUGAAGGCGGCUUCAGGGGCCGCGGUGGCGGCAGAGGGACCCCCAGAGGCCGUGGGGGAAGAGGAGGAGGAGGAGGACGAGGAGGAUUUAGAGGAGGAAAGAAAGUCACAGUGGAACCUCACAGACACGAAGGCGUGUUUAUCUGCCGCGGUAAGGAGGACGCGCUGGUGACGAAGAACAUGGUGAUGGGAGAGUCGGUGUACGGAGAGAAGAGGAUUAGUGUGGAGGAAGGGGAAACGAAGAUCGAGUACAGAGCGUGGAACCCGUUCCGCUCGAAGCUGGCAGCUGCCAUUUUGGGUGGAGUGGAUCAGAUCCACAUUAAACCCGGAGCGAAAGUCAUGUACCUCGGCGCUGCGUCCGGAACGACCGUGUCUCACGUGUCUGACAUCGUCGGGCCGGAGGGUUUGGUGUACGCGGUGGAGUUUUCUCACCGCUCCGGGAGAGACUUACUGAACGUCGCCAAGAAGAGAACCAACAUUAUCCCCAUCAUCGAGGACGCCAGACACCCACACAAGUACCGCAUGCUGGUUGGUAUGGUAGAUGUUAUUUUUGCUGACGUUGCUCAGCCAGACCAGACGAGAAUCGUCGCUCUCAACGCGCACAACUUCCUCAAGAACGGAGGCCACUUCGUCAUCUCCAUCAAGGCGAACUGUAUCGAUUCCACGGCGGCUCCGGAGGCCGUGUUCGCAUCUGAGGUGAAGAAGAUGAGCGCAGAGAACAUGAAGCCACAGGAGCAGCUCACUCUGGAGCCGUACGAGAGAGACCACGCCGUGGUGGUGGGCGUCUACAGGCCACCUGCAAAGCAGAAGAAGUAAAGAGACAUUUAUGAUUGUACUGUUUGGACCUUUCCAUUACUGCUGAUCCCGCUUUGGCCACCAGGGGGCGCACACAGAUUCUUCAGGAUGAGGCCGCUGCUGUGGCUUAAGCUGAAUUUGUUUUUACGCUGCGUGUCCUGUCUUCCUUCCGAUGUCCGACAAAUUCUGUAUUUAAUGCCCACAGGAGACUUUAUUACUUCGCUAACCUGUCAGAUUGUGCUGUUUGGCUCUUCACCGCCGUGACGCCUCCUGAUGAAUUCGCUCAGUUAAUGUUUGGUUCAAACACAAUGUUUAAAGGAACAGUUCAGUCAAAGCUACUGUUGCUGACAAUAAAUGAAGACAAAUGGACGCCAGUUAAUUACGCAGCCAUCAACCAGCUGACAGUCCGUUCGUUGUUAGCCACGUUAGCGUGUUUGGCCGUGCUGUUCCUUUAAGGUGCGAGUAACUUGACUGGAAAAGUUUUUCCACAUCCUAUCAUGUAAUAUAGUAUAUCGAGAGGUGAUAAACAUUUGUUUUAUGUGAAUUUCUUGCUUUCAUCAUAACUUUGCUUUCUUUGAUUAUAUAGAAUCAGCUUUUCUAAAUCGUAGGUUGGUCACAGGUGGUUGUCAGUGUUCUGACAUGACGGUAAUGUGACUGUAUGGACUGACAGUUUCAUGUUGGUCUGUUUUUUUAUUAAAUGAACACAUUUGGUUCUGCGGG
Molecule: messenger RNA, 1796 nt
Organism: Colossoma macropomum (tambaqui)
Lineage: Eukaryota; Metazoa; Chordata; Actinopteri; Characiformes; Serrasalmidae
Gene: fbl
Product: fibrillarin
Exons: 9
Coding region: 129-1097 (322 amino acids)
Biological process (GO): box C/D sno(s)RNA 3'-end processing; rRNA methylation
Cellular component (GO): Cajal body; small-subunit processome; box C/D methylation guide snoRNP complex
Molecular function (GO): RNA binding; rRNA methyltransferase activity; histone H2AQ104 methyltransferase activity
Source: RefSeq, a predicted model, not a curated record